AUGUGCAAAUCCACUUUCCACUCAUUCCUUCAGGAGCUCCCCAAAUGCGAGCAUCACAUGCACCUGGAAGGCUCCCUCUCUCCUGAGGUUCUGUUCACAUUGGCUAAGCGUAACAACAUCACUCUGCCCCAAGAUGACGAUGCUUUCAAGUCCCCGGAGACCCUCCUGGCACGUUAUGACCGCUUUACCUCUCUUGACGAUUUCUUGCACUACUACUACAUCGGUAUGUCCGUUUUGAUCUCGGACUCGGACUUUGAGGAUCUCGCUAUGGACUACUUCCGCCACGCUGCAGCAGAUGGUGUCGCUCACGCCGAAGUUUUCUUCGAUCCCCAGGCACACCUUGAACGUGGCAUCUCUUACAACACUGUUCUCAAGGGCUUUAGCGCGGCUCGUGCUCGUGCUCAGAAGGAGUUUGGCAUUACCAGCGAGCUGAUCUGCUGCUUCCUGCGUCACUUGCCUGUGCCUAACUGUGUCUCUAUGUUCAAGGAUGCCGAUGUCCAGGCCAGCUUCAAGAACGGUUCCGUCACUGGUAUUGGCCUUGAUUCUAGCGAGAAACCUUUCCCACCUGCUCUGUUUGAGGAAAUCUACGCUGGUGCCAAGGAGCUCGGUCUUCGUCGCACUGCCCACGCUGGUGAGGAAGGCCCAUCCACCUUCAUCUCUGACGCUCUGGACAUUCUCAAGGUUGAGCGCAUCGACCACGGUAUCCGCCUGAUCGAGGACGAGGCUUUGCUCCAGAGGAUCGCCAAGGAUGGCACUAUGCUUUCCGUAUGUCCACUCAGCAACGUGCUGCUACGCUGCGUCAAGGAGGUCAAGGAAGUCCCCAUUCGCAAGUUCCUGGACGCUGGUGUCAAGUUCAGCAUCAACAGUGAUGACCCGGCUUACUUUGGCGGCUAUAUCCUGGACAACCACUGCGCUGUGCACGAGGCUUUCAACCUGUCGGUGGCCGAGUGGACAAGCAUUUGCCGCGCUGGUAUCGAGGGCAGCUGGUGCUCUCAGGCCAGAAAAGAUGAGAUGUUGGCUCGUCUUGAUGAGGUCGUUCGUCUUUGGGCACCCAAGCUCUCUGCUUAA
Messenger RNA from Aureobasidium melanogenum CBS 110374, 1068 nucleotides. RefSeq names its product adenosine deaminase. The record is from RefSeq and is a predicted model, not a curated record. NCBI's taxonomy places the organism in Eukaryota, Fungi, Ascomycota, Dothideomycetes, Dothideales, Saccotheciaceae. Gene Ontology annotation, molecular function: adenine deaminase activity. Bases 1 to 1068 code for a protein of 355 amino acids. The transcript has a single exon. Gene Ontology annotation, biological process: purine ribonucleoside monophosphate biosynthetic process; hypoxanthine salvage; adenine catabolic process. Gene Ontology annotation, cellular component: cytosol; nucleus.